Messenger RNA from Lolium rigidum, 1878 nucleotides. Its product is annotated as FBD-associated F-box protein At3g52670-like. NCBI's taxonomy places the organism in Eukaryota, Viridiplantae, Streptophyta, Magnoliopsida, Poales, Poaceae. The record is from RefSeq and is a predicted model, not a curated record. Gene Ontology annotation, molecular function: protein binding. The coding region runs from base 132 to 1601 and encodes 489 amino acids. The transcript has 3 exons.
UGACAGCCCCAGCCUGGACCGGCGGCGACUCCGACCAUCGCCGUCCCUCAUCCACCGGCAACGGCGACCGCCUCCAUCUCCCAAGCGUGACAGCGAUCUGGGGCGCACCAAGGUCCAUCCUUAGAUCCUCCAUGGAGCGCCGCGACGGGGAGAUCCCCACCAAGAGAUCCAAUCUCUCCGAUGGCGGCGGCAGCGAGGACCGCCUCAGCGCGCUUCCCGACGACCUCCUUCUCCAGAUCCUGCUCAAGCUCGUCGACACCGCCGUCGCCGCUCGGACCAGCGUCCUCUCCAGUCGCUGGCGCCGCCUCUGGACCCUCCUCCCGAAGCUCUGGUUUUACCCCGGCACCGAGCCCCUCGCCAUCCGCGCCGCCCUCGAAUCCCACGAAGCAGCGGCCCUCCGCGACCUCGACAUCACUUUACUCGACGCCACCCCCGAGUCCGUGGCGGGUUGGCUUCCAAUCGCCGCGCGCCGCCUCCCCGGCCAUCUAAAACUCGUCAACAUCUUUGAACCGGACGAAUCAGAUGGCCAGGCUCGGGAAAUAGUCGCCUUUCUGCUGCCCUGCUUCCAGAACGCCACCUCGAUCCACCUCGAACUGGGAUAUCUUGGCAUGGCCCUGCAUCCAUUGGGCGUAUUCGCACGGCUCACCGAUCUCAACCUGACCUGUGUCGAGCUACAUGGUCCGUGCAUGCUCGGCGAAGCUGUCUCCUCGCCGCGGUGCCCGUCUUUGCAGAGGCUCAUCGUCCAUGGCGCCCGCGGUUUGGGCAACUUCACCAUUCAUUCUCAUUCUCUUAAGCGAUUGAUGCUGAGGAAUGUGCACGGGCUGGAGCAGCUCACUGUUAUCGCGCCGGCACUCCUAUCCUUAAGUGUCAUCUGCUGCUUCCAUUCCACCACGACCAUGAAUCAACCUGUUGCAACCAUCUCCUCUCCUCAGCUGCUGUCCCUCAUUUGGGUGGAUGCCUAUGAUCCAAGGUUCACCCAGCUUGGCGAGAUGGAGAAUCUACAGCGGCUGAGCACCUACCCUUUUUUCGUAUAUGGACAUAACGAUUCGCAUAAAGUAGUCAAUAGCUACACCAUGAAGCUUUUGUCGCACUUUAAGCUCAUCCAGACUCUGAAUUUCAAGCUUCUCUAUCCACUGGAAAUUACUAACCAUGAGUACUUGAUGGAAGAUAUUACAAGGCUACCAAAUAUUGUGGUCAUGAACCUGCAUAUAGAACCAAAGGCACAUUCCUUUGGAACCAGUUUGUUCCAUCUCCUCAGUAUGUGUACUGGUGUCAGAAAGCUGACUAUUACACUUGACUGCAAAACUAGCCAUCCGGUACAAACUGUGUGCUCAGCAGGCUGUGUUUGCGAUCAGACCCCUAACUGGAAAACUGAGGAACUCACGCUGAAUUGCCUCAAAAGACUAAACCUUAGUAACUGGGGAGCAACUGACCAUGAAGCUGCUCUUGUGAAACGGUUACUCGAGUGGGCAACAGUGCUACAAACCAUGACAGUAACUUUUGACCGCUCAGUUGCUGGAAGCAAGGCCAAGGAGUUCUGCCAGAUGCUACAAAUCUUCUCAAGGCCAGAAAUAUGUAUGAGAGGGCCGCACUUUGUUUGAUCCAGUUGUACUGGUACACAUAGCACCACUUGUUCAAGGGCAAUUUGCAUGUUCCAGAAGCUUGCCACUUACGCUGGUCGGCUGGUGGUUGUUUUGUGGUUCUUAUAUGUCUCAUCUCAGUAUCAAUUGCAAUGUCUCUGAACGUCUGGAUCAGGUACACCCUCCGGUGAUGUAAAGAGGCUGUACCAAUAGCACCUUUUGCCACUAUCUUAUAUACGUUGCAGGAUGUACUAGACUGUUAAAACAUUCUUUGGUGGUUUGUUUGCUGUGCUCUUCA